Molecule: messenger RNA, 718 nt
Organism: Daphnia magna
Lineage: Eukaryota; Metazoa; Arthropoda; Branchiopoda; Diplostraca; Daphniidae
Product: cuticle protein CP14.6-like
Exons: 3
Coding region: 140-556 (138 amino acids)
Cellular component (GO): chitin-based extracellular matrix
Molecular function (GO): structural constituent of chitin-based larval cuticle
Source: RefSeq, a predicted model, not a curated record
GGCAAACAUAUAAUUGUCCAAUUCCAUAUCUCUAUUCAAGUUUAGCUAUAUCCAUUCACUGCAACUACUUCGAGUAUAAAAGCUUAGAGAUUCACGAUGAAAAAGUAUCAGUUGUUCAAUCCAAUCAACCGAGUCCAACAUGAAACUGUUUGUUGUCGCUGCUUUCUUGGUCGUUGCUGCUUCCGCAGCUCCAUCCGACUACGCUUCUCCCGCUUACAGGGCGCCCCUAAUCACCAUCACCAGUCAAUCCGAUGAGCGUAACGCCGAUGGCAGCAGCAAGUGGAGUUACACUGGAUCGGAUUAUACCGCCCGUGAAGAAUCGCAGAUCCAGAAGAAGUUCCAAGGCACCACUUACGACUCUUACGGAAGGGCCAUUUACGGCGAUGUUCAGGGUAACACCAACCGAGGAUCUUCUUACUGGGUCUCUCCCGAAGGUGAGAAAUUCACGCUGACCUGGACUGCUGACGAAAAUGGAUUCCGGGCCAGCGGUAAACACUUGCCCGUUGCCCCCGUCCACGUCUACGAACUCCCAGUUGCUCCCGUUCACGUUUACUAGAUUCCAGUUGCUCCAGCUCUACCUUACAGGCUAUCGAACAUGUUGAAUCUGAAACAAGAAUUUGGAAAAAUGUCCCAAAUCAUUCAUGUGCUGUGGCAUGACACUGAAUUUGUUGGAGUAAAAAUCAAAUUACACAAAAACGUCAAUUCGAAUUUGGUUUCC